ACAUUCAGUACAACCUCACACUUCGUCCAGUACACACUUCCUAUUUUUGUAAAAUUAUUGUCAACAUGUUUUUACAAGUUUUUUUCAAUGAUCUAAACAAGUUUAGGCACACAGUCUUUAUUAAUGUAAGACAAAAUUUAAGUGUUGCCAAUCUUAAAUUUGAGUUGUUUAAAAGUGUCAAAAUUCCAGUUCAACGACAAGUAAUCAUGUUUCUCGGUACGAUCCUCACAGACGACUUUCCUGUAGCAAGGGCUUACAACCGGAAUAGAGCCGACUUGCAGGCCUUUGACGGCCAACAACUGGUUUGUGUUUUGCGUUUUCGCGAUAAAAUAGAGUUUAAGGAGACUCUGUCCACCUCAUCUUCAAUGAUGUCUCGGGAUAACGAAAAGCCCCUGGACGCUCAAUCAGAGUUCGUCGGUUUCGAAAACGGCUGCUCCUCAGCCUCAAGUUCUGCUUCAAGUACCAGUAGCUCUGAAGAGUCAACCCCGACCCCGAGUUCGGCCACUGUUUCUUCCACCGUGAAUGAGCAAGGCUGCGGAGAUCCGUGUGAGGUCAAUUGCUGUGACGAGGGCGGAGAGGGUCGUCCCCCCUAUGCCAGGGUCAUGCCGGAGGAUCGGCGGUACGGGGUCGUGAUCACCAACGAGUGCGACCCGUGCGACUGCAACUUCGACUGCGUUCUGCAGCACCUGGUGGAAUCUUUCCAUUCGGCGGUGGAUGUAGCCACUCUGAGCUUUAGCCAGUGCACUCCUGCCGUGUCCUUCGAGUGCCUCCUGCUGAUGGUGUGCCGGGAUAGCGACACCAGUGACUGGCUCCAGCGCGCCAUGCGACCUAUGAGCCCAACCUACCUGUGCACCUCCUUUAUUAAGCAUUUUGAACUGGUCAGGUGCUCCUUCGUCGUCCCCAUGGUCGUCGAGCGAGAGCUGUGUCGCAUCUUCCACAUCAUGGAGAAGCAAAACUGCGGCUUGGAUCUGAGUAAGUGGUGCGUCGUUCGAAAGACUGCUCUGGAUCCUUGCUCCGAGGACUAUGCAAAGAGGGUAAUCUUCGACGGGUACCCCAAUUACGAACUGGUAGUUUACAUGGACAACUGCUCGAAGGAAUACAUCCUUCACCACUGUGGAAAAAUUCUGUUCAUAAUGUGGCACCUACCCGUCGAUUUUUCAACCGACCUGCCAUGCCAGUAGGCGAUUCGAUUCAACAGAUGCUAUCUUUGCAGUAUGUUUUCAGUAGCUUUGGCUUUGUCUCAUAACAAGAGCACUGGCGAAAAUAAGCCAUCAUUUUUCGGAGGAGUUGGUGUGUUUCUACUUCCUGAAGUCUGGAAAGGACCCUUUUCCUUAGAAAAGUUGGAGAUCCUGGCCAAGUUCCAUCCUAGUCUAUCUAUAGUCUAUAAGCAACCGUUGUCAGCUUUUCUCGAAAUAGAGGAGGUGAACGUUAUUGUUGAUUGGCAUUAGCAAUUGGACUGGAUCGAAAGUACGAUAGAGAAACCCUUGUCAUGAAACGAUUAAAAUAGUGCAGAAUUCUAGUAACACGGGAUAACUUGUCCUUUAACUAAUAAACGAACAAACGUUUUUGGAACGUAG
Messenger RNA from Drosophila subpulchrella, 1577 nucleotides. RefSeq lists its product as uncharacterized. The record is from RefSeq and is a predicted model, not a curated record. Bases 66 to 1181 code for a protein of 371 amino acids. The transcript has a single exon. Lineage: Eukaryota; Metazoa; Arthropoda; Insecta; Diptera; Drosophilidae. Gene Ontology annotation, molecular function: protein binding.